AACUAAUAAGGUCAAACUAAGCUGCAUUACAAAACUAUCGAAAAAGAAACUAUCUUUAUUACCUAAACCAAUAAUCAAAAGAUGAUGGCAAAAUUCAUGACGAUUCUUCCUCUAUCAAUCUUCUUCUUCUUCCUCAUUUUCCCUCCACCUGCAUUAUGUUCCACUAAUCAAACAGACCAACUCUCAUUACUCGCCAUAAAAUCAAGCCUUCAAGAUCCACAAGGAGCUCUCACCUCAUGGAACCAAACACUCCCUCUCUGCAGCUGGAAAGGCAUCCAAUGCCGCGGCGGCAGAGUCGUCGCUCUAAACUUGACGUCUCAAGGCCUCGUCGGCAACCUCUCCCCUCACGUAGGUAACCUCUCUUCUCUCACUACCAUCCUCCUCAGAAACAACUCUUUUCAAGGCCCAAUUCCUGCAGAAAUCACUCUCUUAAGUAGCCUUCAGAUUCUUGAUUUCAGCAACAACUCUUUCAUGGGCGCAAUACCCACAAACUUGUCCCAAUGCACCAACCUUGUGCGGCUUGCUCUCACCAGGAAUCUCCUUUCCGGAACCAUACCAAUUGAACUAGGUUUCUUGCCCAAACUCGACGAUAUAUCCUUUACAAGAAACCAAAAUAUUUCUGGGCCUAUCCCUUCAUCCUUUGGUAACCUAACUACGCUCACAAGCCUCUCAUUAGGAUCAUGCAGCUUGGCCGGAGAGAUCCCCGAAUCACUCGGCCGCCUCCGUCGCCUCGCCUUUCUUCAACUGAGUGAGAAUGGUUUCACUGGUAGUAUUCCUCAUGCUCUGUUUAAUUUAUCUGAUAUGAUAUACUUUGAUGUUUCUGUUAACCAUUUUGAAGGAGUUCUUCCUUCUACUAUUGGUUUCACACUUCCUAAUCUUGCUGUCCUACUUCUUGAGCGCAACCAAUUUAGUGGGCCAAUUCCUAGUUCCAUUUCAAAUGCUUCAUUGAUUGAGUGGAUCAUUUUGUCCUCCAAUCAGUUUACUGGACCUAUACCAAAUCUUGAGAGGCUCACUCUGAUCCAAGAUUUCUUCUUACAUUCAAAUCUAAUUGAAGAUGAUAUCAGCUUCAUUUCAUCAUUGACAAAUUCCACCAAGUUAGAGCGAUUUGAUGUUAGUGAGAACAUGUUGAGUGGUUCUUUGCCGGAAUCCUUAGCUAACUUGUCCAUUCCUAUCAAUAUGUUGUAUAUACACAAGAAUCAAAUACAUGGAAACAUUCCUGUUGGCAUUGGAAACCUUAUCAAUCUUGAAGUGGUUGAUCUUUCUGACAAUCUUCUUGAUGGCCUAAUUCCCAUGUCAAUAUCAAAGCUCUCAAAUUUGCAUAACCUUUUUAUGGGAAGAAACAGAUUCGCAGGCGAACUGCCAUCACUAUUUGGAAACUUGACUCUUUUGAGUAGAUUGCAGCUAGAUGGCAAUGAGCUUUCUGGAAAUGUGCCUUCAAGUCUUGCCAACUGCUCCAACUUGUUAGAGUUAGACCUCUCUGAUAACAACUUCACUGGUUUGAUCCCUCAAGAAAUCAUGAGGCUUUCAUCUAUUUCCAUUGUCCUUAAUCUCUCUCACAAUGCUUUUGUGGGAUCUAUUCCAUAUGAAGUUGGUUCUUUGAGAAAUCUCGCGUCUUUGGACUUGUCUAGCAAUAGACUGUCUGGACCGAUUCCCAGCUCUUUAAGCAGCUAUGUGAGCUUGCAACAGCUCUACCUCGAUGACAAUUUACUCGAAGGAGAGGUUCCUGCAGGAAUGAGUUCUUUGAUGGGCUUGCAAGAGUUGGAUCUAUCGCAUAAUAAUCUGUCUGGUCCGAUUCCAACAUUUUUGGGGAAUUUGAAGCUCAAGAAGCUCAAUUUGUCCUUCAAUAAGCUACACGGAGAUGUUCCAACAGGAGGAGUAUUCAAGAACAGGACUUCAGUUUCUCUUGAUGGAAACCAAGGACUUUGUGGUGGAACUGUGGAGUUAGCCUUUCCUCCUUGCAAAGGAGUGAAAUCUAAUUCCAACUUGUCAACUUUGUUGAAGAUCUUGAUCCCAAUAUUUGUUAUAGGAGGCUUAUGCAUUGUGAUUUUAGUAUUCCUCAAGUGCAAGAAAACAGAAAAUCCCCCUCCUAUUGUUUCAUCUGAUGAUACCAUUGGUGCCCAAUUACUGAAGCUUUCUUAUGCAGAUCUCCUAAAAGCAACAAGUGGAUUCUCUGAGAGUAACUUGGUUGGUUUCGGGAGAUUCGGGUCCAUUUACAAAGCGAUCCUUGAUGACGAUAAAGACACAACUGUAGCAGUCAAAGUACUCAAUCUUGAUGUUAGAGGGGCCUCAAAAACUUUCAUGGCAGAAUGCAGAGCAUUGGGAAGCAUAAGGCAUAGGAAUUUGGUGAAACUACUAAGUGUUUGUGAUAGUCUGGAUUUUCAAGGCAAGAAUUUCAAAGCAUUGGUUUAUGAGUUCAAAGUUAAUGGGAGUUUGGAGCAAUGGUUGUACAAUGAUGAAAAAAGUGGUGAGGAUUUUAAGUGUCUUAGCAUAAUCCAGAGGCUUAAUAUUGCAUUUGAUAUUGCUCAGGGGAUUAAAUACCUUCACUUUGGUAGUGGUUCAACUAUUAUUCAUGGUGAUUUGAAACCAAGCAACAUUCUGUUGGAUGAUGAUAUGGUUGCUUGUGUUGGUGAUUUUGGAUUAGCUAAGAUUGUCUCAAACAUACUUCCAUCACAUGAAAGCAAUAGUUCAAUUGGGAUUAAGGGCACCUUAGGCUAUGUCCCUCCAGAAUAUGGGACGUGUGAGUCGAUUUCUAUGCAAGGGGAUGUGUAUAGCUACGGAAUCAUUCUUCUGGAGAUGUUCACAAAUAAAAGACCCACGGAUGAUUUAUUUGGUGAUGAUCAAAAUCUGCACAGAUUUGUGAGCUCUGCUUUACCAGAUCGAGUAAUGGAAAUUGUUGAUCCACAAUUUGAGAUAGGAGCAUUGAAGAUGAAGUGUAUAGCUCGUGUUUUAAGCAUUGGAGUGUCAUGUUCGAAGGAGAAUCCAAGAGAUAGGAUGCCAAUUGCUCAUGUUGUUAAUGAAUUGUCUGACAUUCUAGACUUGUUUCGUAACUGAACAACUUUUUGGUUUUGUAAUAUUCAAAGUCUGUAUUUCAAUAAAAAAAAAGUUAUUUGUGUGUAAA
Salvia miltiorrhiza (redroot sage) is the source of this 3118-nucleotide messenger RNA. Its product is annotated as probable LRR receptor-like serine/threonine-protein kinase At3g47570. The transcript has 2 exons. The coding region runs from base 82 to 3051 and encodes 989 amino acids. Lineage: Eukaryota; Viridiplantae; Streptophyta; Magnoliopsida; Lamiales; Lamiaceae. Gene Ontology annotation, biological process: protein phosphorylation. The record is from RefSeq and is a predicted model, not a curated record. Gene Ontology annotation, molecular function: protein kinase activity; protein binding; ATP binding.